AUGGAGACGGGCGGGUGCCGCAUGAGCGGGGCGGAGCCGGCGGCCAUGAUCACGCUGGAGGAGCUGGGCGGGCUGGCGGAGGAGAGCCCGGACUCCGCGUACCACAGCAACGGCAGCAGCCUGGAGGAGGAAGCCGAGCGCAUGGAGGAUGAGGAGCAGGAGCGGCUGCUGAGCUACUGGCAGAACGUGGGCAGAGGGCACCAGGUGGACGUGCCCCGGGACAUGGCAGAGCCCAUCCAGCAGCUGACUAGAAACAACAGUCCCCAGGAGAGACAGACCAUCCCCUUCACUCUGAUCCAGCGCAAAGAAAAGCUGGGAGAUCUGCUGUACGAGAAGCGUCAGUACGGGAAAGCCAAGUGGGCUUGCAUAAAGAUGAAGGAGAAGCAGUAUGAGCAGAGUAUCUGCCUAGGCUUCAUGAAGCUCAUGAGGUACAUUUGUGAGCAGAACUCCUCAGGCCUGUACUUGGGAAUAACCAUCCCCAUUGUGACCAUCGUGCACACAAACGAGUCUCAGUCAGAGAUGACACAGUCAGUGACAGUAGCCUACUACCUGCCCGAAGUGCUGCAGGAUGAGCCACCGCAUCCGUUUGACUCGGACAUCAUCAUCGAAGAAUGGCCUUCUACUAUUGUUUAUAGCAGGAGCUUCAGAGGAAUCACCAAUGAAGACUCUAUCAUGAGAGAAAUCAACCUGCUGGCAGCAAUCCUGGAGAGCCCCGAGCUGUGUCUGCAGGACACGUUCAUCAUCGCAGGAUACACAAACCCAGCCGCUGCCAACCGACACAACGAGAUCUGGUUCCUUCAGAGACCAUGA
Indicator indicator is the source of this 810-nucleotide messenger RNA. RefSeq names its product heme-binding protein 2-like. NCBI's taxonomy places the organism in Eukaryota, Metazoa, Chordata, Aves, Piciformes, Indicatoridae. The transcript is spliced from 5 exons. The coding region runs from base 1 to 810 and encodes 269 amino acids. The record is from RefSeq and is a predicted model, not a curated record.